Blastomyces dermatitidis ER-3 is the source of this 1511-nucleotide messenger RNA. RefSeq lists its product as uncharacterized. The record is from RefSeq and is a predicted model, not a curated record. The transcript has a single exon. NCBI's taxonomy places the organism in Eukaryota, Fungi, Ascomycota, Eurotiomycetes, Onygenales, Ajellomycetaceae. Bases 619 to 1263 code for a protein of 214 amino acids.
GGGAGACUUCUCCCUUGUGAUCAUUAAGCUGGAUUACAUAACGAACUACUACUCUGCAUCAUGCAUAAAUGCGUCAUUUUGAGAUGUUCCCACAUGCCCCGCCAAAUUUUUCUCUCUCUAUUUUUUUCGUUUUUAAUUCCAGUCCUACCGCCGCAAACUCAUCUAUCCCUUGUUACAGAUGUGAGUAUCGCUCAUAGUGUGGGAUGAAAUGAUUUAAGCACAAACACUAUCUUGCAAAUGCUGGUCAUAUCCACCACUCCUCUUACAUGAAACGGUGAUUUUGGCUCUGCGUUCUUGGUUAUCAUCAUUCUAGAUGGAGAGCGCCUUUGGGAGGUGGGUGAUCUGUGGCAAUCUUGACGUGGUCAGGGUCUAACACUCUUGGAUGUCUUUCUUCGCCCUUAUUCACCUUCACUGUUGGUGUCAAUAAGAAGGAAUUAACCGUGCAUUCUUCUGCGUUGGCAGGGCUUUCUCAAAGCCUGAAUACUCUUAUAAACGGUAAAAUGAAAGAGGCAAAAACUGGACACGCUGUCUGGUCAGAGGUCGAUGUAUACACAUUCGCUCGGUUAUGUGAAUAUGUGUAUUUACGAAACUACACACGGCCGUCAUAUCGCCUGAUCGAUGGCGUCUCCUCCCACAAAGGUCACAGAAACCGCGAAGGAAAAGAAGAAACGCAAUAACCGUCGCUCGAAUGUGAACUGGGACGAACCUCCAGAAUUAGAAUCUGCAUCUGAAGACGACGCCUGCAAUGAUCCGGAAACUCCAUACAAGGAGAGAAGCAUCUGGAGUGGACAUUUGCGCGAUGCUUUUGUAAGGAGCCUCAUCAUUCCGAGCCCGCAAAGUGGCGACUUGGGCUGUACUUUCACACCACCUGAAAAUACCGGACCCUGGGAGGACUUCACCCCUGUGUUUCUCAAACAGGCCCGACUGUACGUGCUGGCUGACAAAUAUGGCAUAGACUUGUUGUGCCAGCUGGUCCUUUCCAAAUUGCAUCAAACACUGAGAACCUUCAAGCUGUAUGACACUGGAGUGAGUGGUAUUGUUGACUUUGUUCGAUUUGUCUACUUGAACACACCACCAAAUCAAGGCAGUAGGGUUGAUGCCAUGAGGAAUUUCACAACAUGUUAUGUUGUUUCUGUUCUUGGUCAAAUUGGUGAGAAUGAAUGUUUCCUGGAACUUUUAGAAGAAGGUGGUCCUUUCAUCUGUGAUUUCUGGCACAUUAUUUGGAGUGUUAAGGAAAGCUCUAGCGUAUGCUCUGGCGUAUGAGAUGAAUGCGGUUCUAGGGUCUUGUGAUGUUUACGAUAUAUGGAUGCCAGACCACCUAAAAAGGAUCCGGUCUGUCAUUGAUGAGAUCCCUCGUGGAGUACAUUCUGGUGCCUCAUAGUCCCCGUCAUUUUUAGAUGAGGAUGGCAGCCAACCAAGUCAAGCUAGCUUUGUAAGCCUCAGCAAAAGUUACCUGGAGAAGGACAUGUGCUCUCUAUCAAUCAUGUCACCACCACUCUCUAUUAGUACUC